UUGAGCGAAAUGUCAAAAAUAACAUUUAAAUGUCAAAUUUUAAUUUUCGUCUAAAUGAAGAUUAAUUAUCUUGUGUUAUCUUAAAAGAAUCAUCUACUAAUUCAAUUUAAAGCUUAAAGUAUGUGCUAUGUUAUACAGCGUUAGAUUGUUGUACACCCGUUGCCGUUGUGUUAUUUAAAUUAUUUAUUAUUUGUAUGACUUCAAUUUCAUCAGUUAAGUAUAAUGAGAAAAUGUGGGCCACUGACGGUUGAUAGUGAAUAUUUAGGUAGUGACCAACAUUGUUAUCAAUAUUUUGACAAAUUUUUAUAAAAUAGUUAUUUAUUUCCGUCAGAAUAUUGCUCAUUUGUAGCUUCAAAGUCUACUGGCUUUAUACUACUUGUGGUAGCUUUACUUUGAAGGCGAUUUAUUAGUAGUUUCAAUUAGUAGUUUCUUUAUCAAUUUUUUUAUGCUUGUGGCUUUCGUACAUUUGCCUUUUUAUUGCUGAUAGUGUUCUUAUUUCUUGUGUAAUCCACUUAUUUUGCUUUUCACUAACGAAUGAAGCAGUGUGUUGACUUGCAUUCAAGUGCAAGCUUUUUAAUCUGUGUAACUACUCCAGAAUGUAGUCUCAUCAUUGCAGCAGCCCCGUCAGAACGUACACCUACACACAAUUUGACGUCCCAGCAAAUAUUAUUGACUACUAGUGCGUCUUCAGCUACUCGUCCAGUAUCUUAUUCAGAAACUUUGCUAGUGCCAAGACCUAGAAGAAUUUGCCAUUAUAGAAGCAGAAGAACAAAUUUCCGAGUUAUCGAUCAGCGAAAUACUAGAAGGAUGGAAGCUAUUAGCUCAAAGCACAUAUAUUUCAGUGUAUCAUAAUCGCCAGAAGAACUGUCACAGUAUUUUUCAACCAAAGAAGGUCUUUCAUUCUGCAAUAAUGUUGAUAAUUUGAUGCUGAAUUUGUCAAAAACUCAAGCAGAAAUACUAGGAUCUACUAAUUCUUCAAGGAUGGAAGCUAUUAGCUCCAAGCACACAUAUUUCAGUGUAUCAUAAUCGCCAGAAAGAACUGUCGCAAUUUGAUGCUGACCAACAUUAGAUCAUCAACAUAACCCAGAGCGUCUUUUUGUCCACCCUGGCUGGCCACGCAGUCCAUAUGACAGAAAUUUAUGACAAUAUGAUUCGUCUUCUUGACAAAAUUCUUUACAAAGUGUACAAAUAGCAUAUCGGUGUUGACAUCAAAGUUGUAGCAAUUCUAUUUGGUUUACUAUUUCCUUACUGAGUGGGACUAUAGAGGGCUAUAUAUUCAUGAACAAAAGAAUAUACUUGGAAUAAUGGAACUUAAUGAAACAUUUUUACCCCCAUUACACAUAAAAUUAGAUUUAAUGAAAAAUUUCGUCAACAACAAUUUCCCAAUAUUUCAAAUGCAAAAUUUAAAGGACCCCUAAAUUAAACGUCUACAAGAUACACAAUUUGAAGAGACUUUAAAUGGGUUAUCAGCUUAGGAAAAACGAUAGGAAGAUAAUUUUAUGUUUGCUCUACUUAAGAUUGUUGUGAAAUAUUAAAAAUAUCAUGUCUAAACACUUCAAGAAGUUAUCUUUAAGAUGAAGAUAAAAAGAUUUAAAAUCCUAUAAAAACCGAAUCUAUUUUUAUUCCAAAUCAAUUCAAAUCAUGAAUCUUGCAAUACAGUUACUUUAUUUACUUAUUUGUACCACUCAAAUUUAUGGUUGGUACACUUGUGAUGAUAAAACGUUCUGCAGAAACAUCCGGUACAAAGAAUUCGGCGAAUCUUCGUUUAAACUAUUAACCGAUCAUGCUACAGUAACUCACGAUUCCUUAUUUCUCGAUCUCGUCGAUACAAGUCGAAAUAAAACGUUUCUAUUAACCGUGAAUUGUGCGUUCGAACAAAUUCAUCGCUUCAAUAUUCAAGAUCCAGAAAAGAGGAGGUUUAAUCCAAAAGAAUCUUUGCAAGAAUUUCAAUUUAAGGAGAAUGGUAAUUAUAUAAUUGCAAAUGAUCGCAUAAUCACUUAUUGUGGUCCAAGUACAACUACUUUAUACGCGGAUCCAUUUCGAAUUGAGGUUUAUAUAUACGAUACCUUAAUAGCAACUGCUAAUAAUGAUGGAAAAUUAGUAAUAAACACCGAUGAUGACGAUGAAUCGAUUUCAAUGGACUUUGAGUUUAUGGAAACUGAACGAGUUUAUGGGAUUCCGUUACACGCGGAAAGAUUGUCUUUGAGAAAUACGGGACCUGGAGGAACCAUCCCGUAUCGUUUAUACAACGUUGAUCAUUGUUGUUACGCCGUUGAUUCGCAAGAACCACUUUACGGCUCAGUCCCUGUUUUAUACGCUCAUGGAAGGCGAAGAACAACCGGUUUAUUUUGGUUAAAUUCGGCCCAAAGUUUCGUUGACAUUCAAAAUAAUCCGGAUACCACCAAAACUUUUUUUAUUAGCGAAAGCGGCGAAAUGGAUUUUUACGUUUUAAUCGGACCAACAUUAGAAGAAGCAACUAGACAAUAUACUUUGUUAACGGGAAGUGCUAAUUUACCACCACAAUUUUCUUUGGGCCACCACCAAAGUCGUUAUAGUUAUAUGUCUCAAUACGAUUUAUUAAGUGUCGUUAAAAAUUUCGAUGAACACGAUUUUCCCGUUGAUGUUUUAUGGUUAGACAUUGAUUACACGGAUAAUUUUAAAUAUUUCACGUGGAAUUUCGACGCGUUCCCCAACCCCGUAGAAAUGCAACAAACUUUAAACUCAACCGGACGGAAAUUGGUCGUUAUUAUUGAUCCCCAUGUUAAAGUUGAGGAGGGUUAUUUCGUUUAUGAUCAAGGUAUGGAAAAUGGAUAUUUCGUUCAUAACCCGGAUGGAAGUGUUUUUACGGGGCAAUGUUGGCCUGGGUUGAGUACUUACAUUGAUUUUAAAAAUCCGCACGCUCAAAAAUGGUAUUCGAACUUAUUCGAUUUUGAUUAUUUUCCAAGUUCUACGGAAAAUAUGUUUAUUUGGAACGAUAUGAACGAACCGGUUGUUUUUGAUCAAGAUGAAGAAACAAUGCCGAAUUAUCUCGUUCAUUACGAUAAUUGGCUUCAUAGAGAUUUACAUAAUAUGUAUGGAUUCCUUCAAACUUUAGGAACUUGGACUGGGUUAAUGGAUAGAUCGUUAAAUACGCGCAGACCGUUCGUUUUAACUCGGUCCCAUUUCGCUGGAAGUCAACGUUACGCUGCGAUUUGGACGGGGGAUAAUUUACCAACAUGGGAGCAUUUAAGGGUUAGUUUUCCAAUGUGUUUGACGGAAGCUUUAGCUGGGAUUAGUAAUUGCGGGGCGGAUGUUGGAGGAUUUGUUGGAAACGUGGAAACGGAGUUAUUACAGCGAUGGUAUCAAGCUGGGGCGUGGUUACCGUUUUUUAGGCAACAUUCCACUAAAGACAGCGAUAGAAGAGAACCUUAUUUAUUCCCAGAUGAUGUACAAGCAACUAUAAGGAAAGCUUUAAGGGAAAGAUAUGCCCAUUUACAAUAUUGGUACACGACGUUUUUUGAACAUGAAUUAUUUGGUUAUCCAGUUAUACGCCCAAUUUCUUAUUACUUCAACAAUGAUAUAAACACUUUAGAUAUGGAUGAUCAAUGGUUAGUUGGAAAAAAUAUUUUAAUACAUCCAGUAGCUGAACCACAAACUUCUUCAAUAAACGUUUAUUUCCCAGGUGGAAUAGAAACCUUUUGGUACAGUGUAGAAAAAAAUUUGAUGUAUUUUGGAGUAGGAAAUGUUCAAGUUGAAACACCAAUCGAUUACACCCCCUAUUUUUAUAGAGGUGGAAGUAUAAUAACAAGAAAAAACACCCUUAGAAGAUCAUCAAUUGACAUGCAAAACGACCCCUACAACAUUUAUGUAUUCUUAGAUAACAACAAUGAAGCUGAAGGCACUUUAUAUGUUGAUGAUAACAUUUCAUUCGAUUACAAAAACAAUAAAUCAUUCCUAUAUUACCAAUUAUCAUACAUAAAUGGCAUGUUAAAUAUGUACACCCUCGAUGAAGACUCCCACUUUGAAGAUAAAGCCUUCAUCGAAUCUAUUCUUGUCUAUCGCAACCCAAAUCAAUUUGAAGAAGGUACUAAAUACAUCAAAUUAAGUACUGAUAAUGUUUUGAUUAAAAACAAUCUUAAUUUGAAAUUAAAAUCUGGAUUACAGAUUAAAUUAUUGUAA
Messenger RNA from Onthophagus taurus, 4158 nucleotides. RefSeq names its product neutral alpha-glucosidase C-like. Gene Ontology annotation, biological process: N-glycan processing; carbohydrate metabolic process. Gene Ontology annotation, molecular function: alpha-glucosidase activity; carbohydrate binding. The record is from RefSeq and is a predicted model, not a curated record. NCBI's taxonomy places the organism in Eukaryota, Metazoa, Arthropoda, Insecta, Coleoptera, Scarabaeidae.